AUGACAUACCUGGAACAACUGCCGCACCAACCGAGGUCCAUCGCCGAGAUACUUCUGGAUCAGCUCACUACCAACAAUGCGCAGGAAGGGGUCGGCAUCAUCAGUCAAGACACCAACAAUGCUAACGCUCUUGUGGUGAAGGAGUACACUGGCGCCAGGCUCAAGAAGGUCCUUGUCGACAAAGCUCAUGAUGCUAACAUAGUAUUCUGGGCCUGUAGUGCUCGAAACGAUAGCAUGGUCGUCGUCAAUCAUCUCCUCAAGGGUACCAACGCCCAUUGGGCUGCCUCGCAUGUCGUCGACACGACCACGCUCGUCGGCCAUGCGAUCACCGGCGUCCAGGUCAGAUGCAGGAGCAUUGCUGUCUUUGGCGGCCUUGACUCGCCGCAAGCGUUCCUGAUUUUCGACAAACUCCUCUUCUAG
Molecule: messenger RNA, 420 nt
Organism: Pyricularia pennisetigena
Lineage: Eukaryota; Fungi; Ascomycota; Sordariomycetes; Magnaporthales; Pyriculariaceae
Exons: 2
Coding region: 1-420 (139 amino acids)
Source: RefSeq, a predicted model, not a curated record